GGCCUCAUCAACCGACCAACCAUGUCAGCUGCUCCGCGCCGCUCCCAGAGCCCCUUCCGGGAUGCCUCGGAGACGACCCCUCUCCUCGGUGACGGCCUGGAAGUCGACACCGAGGCCUCCACUCUCAUCGGCACUGCGACACCCACCGUCCGCUCCGGCGCCGGUACUCCCGGACCCGGCGACGAUGCACCCCCGGAGGUCAAGCCGGGAAAGCCCCUGCCGAAGCUUCAGAUCUUUCUCCUCUGCUACGCCCGGAUGACGGAGCCCAUCGCCUUCUUCUGCAUCUUUCCCUUCAUCGCCGAGAUGGUCCAGCGGAAUGGAAACCUACCCAAGUCUGACGUGGGCUUCUACAGCGGCCUCAUCGAGUCUUUGUUCUCGGCAACCCAGAUGCUGGUGCUCAUCAGCUGGGGCCGUCUCGCAGACCGCAUCGGCCGCAAGCCCAUCCUCGUCUUGACCCUCGUCGGCACAGCCGUCGGCCCAGCGCUCUUUGGCAUGGCAAAGACUCUUCCGCAGAUGAUUCUCUUCCGGUGCUUGGCGGGUGUCUUUUCAGGAUCCAGUCUUGUUAUUCGGACCAUGAUCUCGGAGCAUAGCACGCCUGAGACGCAGGCACGUGCCUUUAGCUGGUUUGCUUUUGCUGGAAACCUGGGACUGUUUAUUGGGCCCAUCAUUGGCGGUGCUCUGGCGAAUCCGGCCACUCAGUAUCCCGGAAGCUUUGGACACAACAAGUUCUUCCUCGAGUACCCCUAUGCUCUUCCAGGAUUUGUCACCGGUAUCAUCAGCGCCACGAGUGCCCUCACAAGCGCCCUUUUCCUCAAGGAGACCCUCAAGAAACAAGGCACGGACGAGCUAUCCCACCGAGAAAUCACCUCGUCAAAACCACCCCUAUCAACGUUGGAACUCCUCAAAGCCCCCGGCGUCGGCAUCGUCCUCUGGGUCUACGGCCACGUCAUGUUCCUCGCCUUUGCCUUUACAGCCAUCAUGCCGGUUGUGCUCUACACGCCCAUCGACAUGGGCGGCGUGGAGUUUGACUCUUUCAAGAUCUCCAUGUACAUGGCCCUCCAGGGAGCAGCCCAAGCCAUGUGGCUGGUCUUGGCGUUUCCCAUGCUGCAGCACCGUUUCGGCACGAAAAAUGUUAUGAAGCUGUGCGGAUUUGCGUACCCCUUUUUCUUUGCUGGGUAUAUUCUUCUCAACACGCUGCUUCGGGCCAACACACAUUUUACGACGGUUCUGUUUUGGACUUUUGGAGCCGUCGUUGCCAUUAUUGGCCCUGGUGUGUCGAUGGCGUUCACAGGUGUGCAGCUUGCGCUCAACGAUGCUGCCCCUGACUCUCAUGUCCUGGGGACUCUGAACGCUUUGGCCUUGACUCUUUCCAGUGGUAUUCGGUCCAUCGUGCCAGGUGCCGCUACGGCCAUUUAUGCUGUGGGAGUUCGAGGUCAGAUUCUUUGGGGUCAUCUUGCGUGGUUUAUUCUGGUUCCCCUUGCCGCGGCGUUUGCUGUUGCCUGCGAGUAUCUGCCAGAGGGCCGACGGCCAACAAAGGACGACAACGAGAAUGAAGAAAAUGAAGCUUGAUCUCCCUGACCCGUUUUGGAGUUGAUAUUUCAACAAGUGUGUGGUUGGGCUUGGCGAACUUUAUACGUUGUGAUGGAAAAAGGUGCGGCUGACCAGAGCACUCCCCUUCUUACGGACAUGGCAUGAAAAGGAGGGACUCGAUGCUGGAAGCCGCCUCAAGUGAGGUUAGAAAUCUUGGGAUGGUUGACUAGAUCAAACAUCUGGUGAGCUCUCUUAGUUUGGACGGGUUUCAAACAAACAGUGAGUCAGGGGGGAAAGACAUGAACUGUAUACAUUUUCUGCAUUCAAGAAACGGGCAGGAAAAGACUCUAGGAAGUCCUCGUUCAUGCCACAGUUUGCUUUUACGCUCCAACGGCGUGGGAUGCUUGAGAAUUCUAAACUGAUUGUAUCUGGACAAACGAUGGUCUUGGCAAGCUAACUUUUCUCACGCAUAGAAUACAGGGGUUUUUAGAUCAACUGAUAUUCAACCAUAUAUUCGUAUCU
Messenger RNA from Fusarium vanettenii 77-13-4, 2052 nucleotides. RefSeq lists its product as uncharacterized. The transcript has a single exon. Gene Ontology annotation, molecular function: transmembrane transporter activity. Bases 22 to 1569 code for a protein of 515 amino acids. Gene Ontology annotation, biological process: transmembrane transport. The record is from RefSeq and is a predicted model, not a curated record. NCBI's taxonomy places the organism in Eukaryota, Fungi, Ascomycota, Sordariomycetes, Hypocreales, Nectriaceae.